Messenger RNA from Plasmodium vinckei vinckei, 9273 nucleotides. Its product is annotated as sporozoite and liver stage asparagine-rich protein. The transcript has 3 exons. The coding region runs from base 1 to 9273 and encodes 3090 amino acids. Lineage: Eukaryota; Apicomplexa; Aconoidasida; Haemosporida; Plasmodiidae. The record is from RefSeq and is a predicted model, not a curated record.
AUGAGAAAAGGUAAGCCACGGCACGUCCCUAUGUUUUUGAGAAGCGAAAACAAAAAGAUACUUUUCUCCUUUUUUUCAUAUUUUAUGUCCAAAAAUGAUAUACAAUUUAUUUUCGAUCAUUAUGACAUUGGCUUAAUAGUUCUUACAAAAAUACACAACAUACGAAAAAGAUAUGAAGAAGAUAAAAACAAUUUACAACAAGAAAAUAAUAAAAAUGAUUUCGAAGACACAGAAUCAAUAGAUGAACAAGUACGAGCUUUUUUUUUAAACUAUAAAUUAAAUUCGAAUGAAGACAUAUCUGACCAUAAAAAAGAAAAACCUGAAAAAAAUAAAAAAGGAAAAAAGGGCUCAAUAAACAAGGAAAAAAUUCAUGAAAUUAAUGAAAAAAAGUUUACUGCAAAAAACAAUUAUUCUAUUAUAACACGUUCAAAGACAGAGGAAAUUGACUCUCUUAAAAAUGUUGAAAAUGAUAAUCCUAAUAAUAAUAAUGCUCAUGACGAAAAUAAACCACAAACUGAAAAUAUCACAAAUAAAGAUAACCACUCCAAUAAUAAGUCUGAUAACCUCAAACAGAUGGGACAUAGUAACAAUGCAGAUAAACCACGAUUAAAAGAGGUAAAGCAAGAACCAUGUGAAACCAUUAGUGAAUCAGGAGAAUCAAAUAAAACAAAUGUUAAUAUCUCAACUAAAGAAAUUUGUAAAAAUGUAGAUAAUAAUAACACAAAGAACAUUAAUGACGAAAAAAUCGAUAAAAAAAAUAAUUUAAAUGACCAAAAUUUUGAAAAUGGAGAAAAAGAAAAUAUAAGUAAUGUAAAAACGUAUAUUAAUGAAACAAGCAUAGAAGAUAAAAAUUUGAUUAAUAAAAAUGCAUCUGAUAAUGCAAUAUUAAGUAGACAGAAAAUGGAAAAUAAUAAUAAAGAACAAAAAUACACAAAUUUACAAGAAGACACCUCUAUAUUAAUAGAAAAUAAUAAAAACGAAACUUGUAAAAAUAAACUAAAUUCUGAAGAGAAAAAUAACACAAAUGAAGAAAUCCAAAAAGAAAAAGAAUUAGAUGAUAUAUUAUUUCCUAUACGAAAAAAAAAUGAAACUUAUAAAAAAUUUAGUAAAAGAAUUAAUAAAACAAAAACUAAUGAAUUUAUAAAUUACCAUGAUGACCAUUGCUUUUAUAUAACUGAUUUAUGUAGAAAAGGCACUAUGUUAUCAUUAAGAAAAAAUGAGGUAUUAAAUAAAAAAAAUGCUAAAAAUGUUCAUUCUCACCAGAAAUUUAUUAAUUCAUUUGGACUAAAUAAUUCUUUUCAAGUUAUCGAUGAAGUUCAAUCAUUAAAUAAUAUGUAUAUGAAUUUGAAAUUGUUUGAUGGACAAUUUAAUGGCCAAAUGAAUGAAAACAAUCUUAAUGAUUUCACAAAUUUAUUAAAAUCAAAAAAUAAGGCACCCUUUCACACCAAUAAUAAUGCCAAUAAUAACAUUAGUAGUAAUACGAAUUCGUAUAUUUCAUCUAAUGAUAAUUUUAAUAUGCCAUCUUCGUAUUUGAUGUAUGAUUACACUAACACCGACAAAUUUGCCUAUACAUUAAAUAAUGUGGACAAUUUAGAACAUAUGCAUAAUUAUCAAAGUGUUCAUAACUAUUUUUAUCCCACUGGCUCAGAGUAUACUAACAAUAGCCACAUUAGUAAUAGCACUUUUAUAAGAAAUCCGUUUAAUAAUAAAAACGACGCCGUUAACUUUAACAUUAAUCAAAAUACUGAUAACGGUUCUAAUAAAAGUAAAAUAGAAAUAAAAGAAGAGCUCAAUUCUACCCCCAUCUAUUCCAAUAAUUAUCAAUCCACAGUUACAACUUUUAACAAUAAUAAAAAACCAUAUAUAAAAACUGAAAAAACUAAAAAUGAUCCUAAAAAUGGAAAUGCAAUUAAAGCACAGACGGAUGAUAAUAUUAUAAAAUCACAAGAUAUUAAACAAAAUAACUAUCAAAAUUUUUAUAUCAAUCCAAUAAAAAAUGAGCAUAUAACAAACACUACUAAUAUUAAUGGCCAAAAUAAUAUAAAAAAUUUUAGCUUGAAUUCAAAUAAUAUACCUUUGAUAAAAAAUAUUCCCAACGAUUAUCUAUUCUAUCAAAAUGACACAUUUGGAAACAACAUCCACAAUAAUAGCUAUAGUAAUGAUAUAAAUGCUGGUAUAUCUUCUGCUACUACUUCUAGUAUUGCCAUUCCCACUGUUACUAAUGCAAGUAUUUCAUCACCCACUUCUACUACUAUUAAUAUUGAGCAAUGCUAUAAUCAGGCAUUUGAAUCAAAUGGAAUAAUUCAUAGCAAUCCCAUAAGUAAUAACAAUUCAAAUAAUAAUAUGGUAGAUUUAAAUCAUAUAGAUCAUAAAACCAAGAAUAUAAAUAUGACUUGGAGCGAUCAUAAUUCAAAAAAUACUAACACACAUCCGAAUUCAAAUGUUUCAACAGAGAUAAAAAGUAUUAAUAAUGAUUAUUACCACACAAACAAUCCUGAUAUAAAUGAAAUUUCUAGUCUGCAUACUGACGAAGAAAAUAACCUUGAAGAUAAUAACAAUAUGAAUGAUGGUUCUUGUUUAAAAAAAGACAUAAAUAGAAAAUGUUGUUCAAAUAAUAGUAUCAUCAACAACAAUAACAGUGAUAAUAACCCUGAGAGUAGAAACCAAAACGAAUAUAAUGAUCCUUGUGGUGACCAGAACAAUUACGACAGAAAAUAUUCCGAAACUUAUAUCAGAAGUAAUAAUUAUUCAAACGGAAAUAUAUAUGAUGAUGCUAAUUAUGAAACCAAGGAAAAUGAAGGCAUUAUAUCAAAAAGACAAAUAAAAAAUAAUUGUUUUCACGAUAAUAAUAAAUUUAAUCCAACGGAUUUUAAAGAAUUAUCCCCUAAAUCCUCAAGCAUUAAUAAAAUCAAUAGUAGUAUGGCAUCUAAUGAUAGCUCUAUAAAUCAAUACAAUAAUGCCAAUUCUCGUAGCAACAUCAGUGCUAAAGACAAUAAUACAGAUUCUAAUCAAUUCAAACAAAAUAUUAAUAGAUAUAAUAACAGCAAUUCCAACACAAUCCAUUUAAUGGAUGAAUGCGAUUCAAAUGAGUUUUUAAAUCCUCAAAGUAGUGACAAUAAUUAUUUAAAUUGUAAAGAUUUAUUACAUAGUAAUAAUAUGAUUCGAAAUUAUUCUUACAAUAAUGAUAGCAGAUGUAACAUAUAUAAUGAACUGGUUAAUAACAUGAUGCUUCAAAAUGAUGGUUCUCCUCAACUUUCAAAAAAUAUAAUAAAAAGUUAUAGCACUAUAUAUGAUCCUCAAACAAAUAGAUUAGAAGCAACUUUCCCUCAUGUACAAAAUAAUAAUAAAUAUGUGAGCCAAAGUAAUAUAAUCCAGACUAAUGAAACAAGAAAGGGCAUAGAGCAAUUUGAUUCCAUCCAAAAUAGUGAUAAUUAUUAUAUCAAUGAUAAUAACGCUAGUAAUACUAGCAGUAUUAAUGAUGACAGAAAUAUUAAUAAGGGAAACAAUUCUCAAAAUUUCACAACGAUAAAAAAUGAAAUAAAAUAUCCAGAUAUAAACUCCGAAGCAUCGAAUUAUGUAUAUAACCCUCAAAAUAAUAUAAUGUAUAUACAAAACGCCUCUGAGCAAACUAUCGAAAUAAAUAACAAUAAUUAUAUCCAAUAUAAUGUGGCAUAUUCAAUUAAUAAUGAAAAUAUAAAUUAUUUAAACAGAAAUUCAUUAACCACCGAUCAGGACAAAUUGGAAAAUUGCUCAAAAAAUAAUGUAAAUAAUAAUCAAAUAAAUUCCAUAUAUAAUGAACAAAAUCAGAACAAUUAUGAUAACACAAUUAUAUCAAUUAAAAAUAACCAGGAAAAUAAUAUUUAUGAAAUAAAAGAAAGCGAUAUAAACUUUCAAAAAAUCGAGAUAAAUGAUAAAGCCAAUGAGCAUUUUGAAAAUACUGACAAAGAAGGCAUUGAAAACAAUCCUGAUAAUAAUGAUAAUGCUAAUUUUGUUAACAACAAUAUAGACAAUAAUGGAAAUAUAGCUAAUUCCAUUGGAAAAAAACAAAAUUAUAUUUUUCAGGAAAAUAUUCAACAUUUAGACGCCAAAAAUGUUAAAAAUAAUGAAACUUGCUGCUUACCAAGUGAUGAAAUAUGCCAUGUUUCUCAAAAGCUAAACAAUAAUAUACAUGUAUAUGACGAAAAAAAUAUAGAAAAAAAACAACCUGUGAUAUUACCCAAAAAUGAUGAGCUUGAUAAUUGCCAUUUUCAAGGUAAUAAUGAAAAUAAUAGUAAAACGAAAAAUAUUAAUGAAUUAUCAUUAAAUAAAAAUUAUAAAAACAGUAUCAAUAGUUCCCAAAAGCAUCAACGCGAUACAGACAUUAAUUAUUAUGAUAUAAAUACACAAUACAAGGAAAAUGUGAAAAAACAAAAAAGUAAUAUCGCUUCAAAUAUUGAUAAAAGUGAUUAUUUUGACGCUGAGCAUAAUGAAAUUCAUGGAAAAUUAGAUAAUGAUGGCUACAAAGGCGUAGAAAUCGAUAGGCAAAAUAAUCAAGAAACGAAUAAUAAUUUUUGUAAUAGAACAAAAUAUAUCAAAAUAGAAACAAUAACACACCCAACUGAUGAUAAAAAUAAUAUUUCUAUAUCUUCUAUUCGAAAUAAUACUAAUAAAAUCAUAUAUGAUACAUAUAUGAAUGACACUAUGAAAUUAAAGGAAAACAUAAAUAAUAAUAAAAACCUAAACAAUCAAAGCAGCACUAAUGAUAUAAUAACUAAGGACAAUAACACGAAUAACAUGGGAAAUAUUGAUAAUAAUUUUACAAAUUCAGAAUAUUCACAAUUUCAUGCAAAUAAUACCAUUCAAACACAACAUAACCCUGAGCUAUCGCAACGCGAAACGAACUACCUCUAUACGGGCAGCAAGAUGACCCUUAUAAGAGACAAUAUAAACAUAGAUACAAAUGAUAAUAUUAUAAAUUUACAAAACUGUAAUUAUAUAAAUGACCAAACAAGUGACAAUAAAAAUGAAAGAAUAGGAUCCUUAACCAUGAAAAUACAUAGCAACGCACCUAGCUAUGUUUUUGAUCAUAAAACAAAUAAUAAUAAUGAAGAACAAAAAAAUAACGAUUUUAAUUUGGAAAAUGGAAUGCAAAAUUGUGAUUUAAAUCCUGUAAAAGGUAAAUAUGAUAAUUUAUACUCAAAUUAUUAUAUUAAUGAUGAUAAUCACAGCUACACCAAUGAUCAAAAAAUAAAAAAUCCCAAUCUUGAAAUCCAAGACCCAUUAAAUCGAAGGGAAAAAAGCAACUUAAAAAACAUUUCUAUGGAACAACUUUCAUUUUACAAUUCCGUAAAUAAUUUUGAAAAUAACUACGAAAGUAACUCAAAUUAUUAUAAAUAUGCAAAAGGCAUAAGCACAACACCAAUGCUAAAUGAAAACAUAAAUAAUACAUGCAUAAACCAAGCAAUUCAUGAUAACAAUAGACAAAAUAUUGAAACACCAAGGUCUAACAAUUAUCCUGUAUUUAAUAUGGGCAUUCAGAAUAAUAAAAUAAAUACAGAAGCAUUAGAUGAAAAUGGCCAAAUCCAAUCGAAAAAUGUUUUAACUAAUAAUUUAUUUAAAAUAAAUAAAAAAUAUAAUUCAAAUACUAUAGAAACAAAUAACAAUCUUAUAUAUGACAAUAAUGAAAAUGCUCAAUAUAAUUAUUUAAAUGAUUUACAUACAAGUGGAAGGAAUUCUAUUUAUGAAUCGCAUAUGAAUUUUCCAUCAAAUCAGACACACCUUUUAUAUUUAAAUAAUUCAAAUGCCAAAAAUUUAGAGAACAUAUCUGAACGAAAAAUUAGUAUGCCUAAUGAAUACAUCAAUUUUAAUUCCUUUAAUAAUAUUUAUAAUGCACCCCAAUUUGAUAAUCUAACAAAUCAAGUAAAUAGCAAUACAAGCCAUAAUAAUAGCAAUAUUUGUGAUAACUCCAUAAACAAUACUAAUAAUAGCAUUGAUCCCACCAACAGCAAUAUACCUGCAGUAUAUAACACUGAAGGGCCUAUUCCAAAUGUUGAUAAUAAUUAUAAUGUAAUAAAUAUGCCAUUAGAUAAAAACUCCAUUAUACCAAACCCUUAUUAUUCCUCCAAUACAAAUGAUAAUAAAAAUUGUACAAUAUACAAUAAUACUAGAUAUUCAAAUAGGACAUUUUGCAAUUAUAACAAUAAUCUUAAAGAUUCCAAUGACAACAAUAUGUACAUUCCCAACAAUGACAAUAUCAUUCACAAUUUGAACAACAACAUAAAGGGAUAUAAUAACAGUAGUAUAUACACAUAUAGAAAUAACAAUAUUCCUAUCAGUUAUGGAAAAGAUAAUAAGGAACAUAACAAAGGUAAUAGCAAUUUAUAUAAUAUUAACAAUUAUAAAAAUUAUAUACAUAAUGAUUCGUCUAAUUUAAUAAAUGUAAAAUCUGGCCACCAUGAAAAAUAUAAUUCUGAAAAUAAUUUAUUAGAUAAUGCUGAUAAACCAAAUAAAAAUAAUAUAAAUAGGCAAAUUGAUAACGAAGAAUUAAAUAAUCUUAUAACAGAACCACACAUGAGGCCCUUUGACAAUUUUAAAACAACAGAGGAAAAUAUUAUGCGAAAUAAUAUUAAUAAUAGAUUUAUUAACAAUAAUGAUCCCUAUCAAAUGAUGAUAAGCAAUAUCAAUUUAUAUAAUGCUUAUAAGCAUUUAUAUAACAAUAAUAAUAAUAAUAGAUAUAUAUAUAACCCAAAUAACAAUGAAAAAUCAUCGAAUAAUAUAAAUAUUUAUAGUGAUAUCAAUAAUUUUCCUCAAAAAAAAAUUAAUACAUAUACACCCAAUAAUUUGUUAACUUCACAAACCAACUUAAUAAGUCACAUAAAAAAUGAUAUGCCAUCAAGUGGUUGUGAUAUUAAUAAAAGCAACAAUGAAGGCAUGAAAAACGAAAAUGGUUUUAAUUAUUUAUAUAAUGGCAUUCCUUUUGAUUAUUUUAAAAAUGAUAUGGGUUUUAUCUACAAUAAUAAUAUGAGAAAUAUUGGGAAUACCAUCGAAGGUACCAAUACUAUCAAUGAUCACAAUAAAAAAUUUGAAAAUGAUGAUGAACGAAUGAAAGAAAAUAAAAAUAAUAAUAUCUAUGCCAAUUUAAAUAAUUACCCCUCAAAUAAUACAAUAAUUUGUAAAGACCCGAAAAACUAUUAUAUUAAAAAUAAUUUUGAUACUUUAAAUAACAUAGAAAACUUAAAUGAUAUAAAAAAUGAAAACAAUAUAAACAACAGCAAUACCAUAACAAAUUCGUCUGUAGACUUACAAAAUAAUAAAACAAAAAAUAAAGACAGUCCUAAUUUCAAUGUUAGAAAUUCCAAUGAAAAUAAUAUUUCUGCUGAUUUAAAAUAUAUCUAUGAAUUAAAUAAAUUUUAUAAUCCAAAAGGAAUGAGUUAUAAGAAAAUCAAUGAUCGCAUUAAUGGCACUAUGAACAACAUAAAUAUGAUUAGCAAUUUGAAUACUACUGAAACUUUAGGAAGUAAUGUAGAUGAUAGUUACAAAAACAUUAAUAAUAUAAGUACUAGUAGAAAUAGAAAUAAUAAUAUCCAUAUGAUGAAUGAUAACCAAUAUAUGCAGUUGCAAGGCGUUCCUUAUAAUAUUUCGGACAAUUAUGAUAAUUCUGUAAAUAAAGAAGACACUGAAUCUUGUCAGAAAAAAUUAAGUAAUUUAAGAAAUUAUAAUUUAAUUGAUUGUAUGAACAUGAUGUAUUUAAAUAAAGCUAAUAAAAACAUGUACAAUCAUCCAUAUUAUAAAAAUGGUAUAAACGAAAAUUAUUUCAAUUCGAAUAUGAAUAUUCCAUUACAACCAGAAUUUAGUGAUUCAAGUAAUAUUAUUCAUAAUAAUUUGAAAAAAAUAAAAACAGACAAACCAUAUAAUCAGUCAUAUCUAUCUAGUUUUGCACAAAAUAGAAAUUCUAAUUAUAAUAAUAAUAAUAAUAAUAUUAACGAAAUAACCCAAAUAAAUGAGGAAAAAAAUAGAGCCUCAACAAAUAAUUACUAUAUGCCGCCAUAUAUGAAUCCAAAUGAUCAACCACCAUAUUUUAAAGACAAUUAUUUAAAUACAGGCAAAAAUAAUAUUGAUAUAGACAAUAUAAAUUAUUAUAAGGCACAGCAAUAUUACACAAACAAUAAGUUUAUUAAUGUAAAUUAUGACAAAAAUAUAUAUACAGACGAACCAAAUAAGUAUUCUAAAAAUUAUCCUAAUGAUGGCUUUCGAGAAAAUAUAGAUAGUACUUAUAACUAUAAUUUGGGUAUGCAAAAUGAAUAUCAUAAUACAAAUUACCCAUUAAAUAUUUUAAAUAAUAACAAUCUAUAUAAUAAAUAUGUUUAUUUAAACAUGCUAAAUAAUGCAUAUAAUACAAACAACAAUUUUAAAUUACAAAACUUAGAAGAAAAUAACAAGCUCGUCCAAUAUAAUAAUAUAAAAAACCCUUACACUGAUCUUAAUAAUCCAAACCAUAAUAUUAGCAAUACUAAUGAUUUAUUUCCACUAAAAAUUAUGGAAUCUAAUGAAAAUAGAAUUAUGAACCCCAUUAAUCAUAUUCCAGUCCCAGUUAAAAAUUACUAUAAUCUUCAACUCGUAUUAAACUAUUUACGAGAAAGACAAUUCCAACAAUCUUUUAAUCACAGUGCUUCAAAUACAAGUAAUAAUAGCAAUUUACGAAGCGACACCAAAAGGAAUUAUUCCAUAUCUUCAGUAGGGUUUAGCAAUCGAAGCAAAAGGUGGACAAUUUGCCCCUCGUAUAUAUGCUGUAACAGUGCCUUGUGCAGAUUUAAAUUGACAUGCAAUUUUAAGUUUUUGCAAUUCAAUCAUUCCAAUUAUAGUUUCAACAUACCCUAUGCUAUAUAUAAUUGCUACAAAAACCUUAUGAACUUUUAUAAUUAUUUUACUUCAACACUUUGUCCUCAGCAAACCUAUUUAUCGAAGCAUUCUACUCAAGAACACGAAACCAUAUUCAACGUAUAUUGGCAUUUGCUAAACACGGAAAAAUAUAAAUAUAUACAAAACAUCAUAUUGUUUUUAGAUAAUAAUUUAUACACAAGAGCAGCAUGGUUAUUAAAAAAAGGAUAUAAUAUGGAUGAUUUUGAAGUUCAAAAAGCAGAAAGAAAAUUAAUAAAACUAAUGCUUUUAGUAUUUAAAUUUACUUAUGAUCAUAAAAAUGACAAUUCAAAAUAUGAGCAUAUAAAGGCUUUUCUAUAUCCAUUAAGGAAUUCCCAUAUAAAUUUUGAAAUAAUGAAUCGAUUUUUAUUUUAUUAA